AUGAACAGGACAUUACCGCGUCUACGGUGUCGCAACCUGCAGGCGAGACUGCUAAAGACUCAAUAUCAUCCAGUCUUGGCCCGCAGCUUCGCAGACGUCAAACGACCUCCCUCGGCGCCAAAACCAAUUGUCGAUAUCAAGCACAUUCGACAACAUGCUGAGCUUUAUCAGCAGACUUGCGUAGAGCGCAAUUAUCGCAAGCAAGCGCAGAACCCAGCAAAAAUAUUAGAAUUGCACGCCAGAUGGCAGGAUCUCCAGCGACAAGGCCGCGCUCUGCGUGAGCGAUCAAAUCUUUUGAGGCGUCAACUUGCGAACCCGGCGACUAGCAGCGGCGAUGAAGAUCUCAAAGAAGUGCGCCAAUUGACCCGUGAGCAGAUCCAGGAUGAGGCUCGACAACUCAAGCAGGACCUUUCCGCCAUUGAAAAGGGAGAAUCGCAGGCGGUUACUCAGAUGGAAGAGCUUGCUCUAGAAUUGCCCAAUCUCACUCAUCCAGAUACUCCCAAGGGAAGUGAGUUUGAGGUCAUGAGCUAUAUCAACGAUCCACCCACUUUCACAGAAUCCCCCGAGGAUACGAUCUGGCGCUCUCACGUUCACAUCGGCUCUGAGCUUGGUAUAUUCGAUUUCGCCGGUGCUGCUACUACUUCCGGUUGGGGCUGGUACUAUCUCCUCGGUGAGGCUGCCCAACUUGAACAGGCCUUGGUCCAAUAUGCACUUGCUGUCGCAACUCGUCAUGGCUGGACACAAGUAUCGCCUCCCAGCAUGGUCUACAGUCACAUCGGUGCUGCCUGUGGAUUCCAGCCCCGCGAUCUCAACGGCGAGCAGCAAGUCUACACAAUCGCUCAAUCAGCCGACGAUGCCGAGCGCGGUGUCCCUGAGAUGUGCCUCACUGGAACUUCCGAGAUUGCUCUCGCAGGAAUGAAGGCCAACACCAAUCUUGACUCGGAAGAUUUGCCUCUUAAGCGAGUUGCUGUCUCGCGCUGUUAUCGCGCCGAAGCCGGAGCUCGUGGUGCUGACACCAGGGGUCUCUACCGAGUACACGAGUUUACCAAGGUUGAGAUGUUCGCAUGGACAACACCAGAUGAGGACGCUUCUCAAGACAUCUUCGAUGAGAUGCUUGAUAUUCAGACUGAGAUCCUUUCUUCGCUCGGUUUAUACUGUCGUGUCCUCUCAAUGCCUUCUCACGACCUCGGCGCCUCCGCCACCCGCAAGAUCGACAUGGAAGCUUUCUUCCCCAGCCGUCGCGACAACUGGGGUGAGGUGACAUCAGCCAGCAUGUGCACCGACUACCAGACCCGUCGUUUGGGAACACGAACCCGUCUCGAUGGAAAGCUCGCCUUCCCCUGGACGGCCAACGGCACAGCGCUGGCUGUUCCCCGUGUAAUAGCAGCUCUUCUAGAGAACGGAUGGGAUGAGGAGGCUAAGACUGUCUCAGUCCCCGAGUGUCUGCGGCCAUGGAUGGAUGGUAAGGAAAAGAUUGGUCUCGGUGGUCGCCGGUCCAGCGUGGAUCGCGUGUAA
Messenger RNA from Fusarium sp. VM40, 1515 nucleotides. The record is from the annotation of a GenBank genome assembly. Lineage: Eukaryota; Fungi; Ascomycota; Sordariomycetes; Hypocreales; Nectriaceae.